Agrilus planipennis (emerald ash borer) is the source of this 1267-nucleotide messenger RNA. Its product is annotated as homeobox protein Hox-D3. The record is from RefSeq and is a predicted model, not a curated record. The coding region runs from base 117 to 884 and encodes 255 amino acids. Gene Ontology annotation, biological process: central nervous system development; neuron differentiation; regulation of DNA-templated transcription. Gene Ontology annotation, molecular function: DNA binding; DNA-binding transcription factor activity, RNA polymerase II-specific. The transcript has 5 exons. NCBI's taxonomy places the organism in Eukaryota, Metazoa, Arthropoda, Insecta, Coleoptera, Buprestidae.
ACGAUUUAAAACAAGACAAUUCAUUGUAAUUAAAGUAUUUAGUGUUUUCGUAUUUUGAACAGAAUGUGAAAAUUCUGAAGAAAAUCCUCUGUUAACUUGUGUCUUCCGCAUCCAAAAUGCUACACCAUUAUAAUUAUUCGACUCCCCUAUCCCAAUUUUUGGGAUUCCAUCAACAAGAAGACAAUUUAUCCAGUGAUCUAUCAGUAACUACUAUAUACGACGACAAUAUUAGUCCGCGUAGCAAAUCAAAAUCUCCGGAAUCGUCCAGUAAUAAAUCAUUCACGAUCGAGGCAAUAUUGGGACUCAACAACCGGAAAAGGUACGACGAAGAGGAAGUUAGACAACCGACGGAUCUCAGUGCUGUGGUAAACUUGAGUGUUCAUUCCGGAAACGUCGAAAGAAACGUGGUAUCGGGUUGUAACCGUAUCCAAAUACCAUUCCGUCAUGGUGUUAGUUCUUCUACGGUCGAAAUGGCCCAUUAUCCAGGAUCAAGUUGUCUACAGAAACGGACGAAUACGACCGCCACGGUUGCAAAUUUCAAACAUCUGCAGCCCGUGCUCUCGCAAAACAAGAAAAAUUGUAAAAGCAAAAGAGUUAGGACGAUUUUUACCCCUGAACAACUGGAAAGAUUAGAAGCCGAAUUCGAGAGACAGCAGUACAUGGUUGGACCUGAAAGACUAUAUUUGGCACACACGUUACAACUCACGGAAGCCCAGGUGAAAGUGUGGUUUCAGAAUCGUCGUAUAAAAUGGCGCAAGCACCAUCUGGAGUUGACCCAUCAGAGGCUUGCAGCGCUCAAACAGCAACAGCAACUCCUUUUGAGUGAACAGCAACAACAAAUUGACACAAACGACACAAACAGUUCAAGUGUCGACAACACAUAAAUGAAACAUUAGAAGUAAUAACCGACUGGUUUUUUGCCAAUAGAUUAAUUUUCGACACACAUGUUGUUACGGCUGUGACUUAAUUCAUGAUCGAAAAUGGGCGUUACGUUAGAAAGCACCAAAACUGGGAAAAUUUUGUAAUAAAAAGUCCCAAAAGAAAACAGUAACUACAAUAAAGAACUACCAAAAUGUUUAAUAGGUAAUUUAAUACCCAAAAGCUGCACCAUAAUUCUUUACAUGUUUACCCGAAAUAUGGUCUACAAAAAUCGUCUACUAAUUAAAAAAAUUACGUGUCAUACAAUGUAAAUAAAUACUGUAAAUAAUUUAGUGGUUAAGUAUCUUAUUUUAGUGCAAUCACAAAACGAGCUGAUUUGUGGUAUGAU